UCCUCCCUUCCCUCACAAUUAAAGGGCACGCUGGCGGCUUCCCACUGGGAAUGUUCGAGAAGUCAGUCGCAUUCCUCCAUAGUGACUGUGACCCUAUACUGGGGCUCCUCUUCCAUAUAUAGACCAGGCAGCAGAUAUAAGAGUCCAGGAGUCCAGUCCCAGCCACAGUCCGCGUCCACCCCUCCUCUCUCAGGAUGUCCGAGCGCCGGAUCCCCUUCAGUUUCCUGCGGAGCCCCAGUUGGGACCCGUUCCGGGACUGGCAUUACCCGAGCCGGCUCUUCGACCAGUCCUUCGGCAUGCCAGCCCUGUCCUACGACUGGGGGGUCGACUGGCCGGGCAUGUGGCCGGGUUACGUGCGCCCCUUCCACCCGGCCAGCGCCCGACCCCCAGCCCCAGCCCCAGCCCCAGCCGCGUCCGAGGCGGCCGAUCAGACCGCCGCGUCCAGCGCCGCCCUCAGCCGGCAGCAGAGCACCGGCAUCUCCGAGAUCAAGGUCACCUCCGACAAGUGGAGGGUCAACUUGGAUGUCAACCACUUCGCCCCCGAGGAGAUCACCGUCAAAACCAAGGAUGGAUAUGUGGAGAUCAACGGCAAACAUGAGGAAAGACAAGAUGAACACGGUUUUAUUUCAAGGUGUUUUACUCGAAAAUAUCUCCUCCCUCAAGGCAUUGACCCUGCUGUAGUUGCUUCAACACUGUCACCCACUGGUGUGCUGACAGUGGAAGCACCGAUGGUCAAACCAGCUCUGCAAUCUUCUGAGGUCACCAUCCCAAUUACCUACGAGUCCAAAGCCCAGAUUGGAGUGCAGGAUUCGAAGAAGACAAAUGAAACAACAAAGAAGUGACUGAGGUAGCAAAGAACCCCAGUACGCAACUCGUAGCAGGCAUUACACCAGGACAGCACAAACUAACCAGAACAGCACUGAUAGACUGAUCAGAUCCAAAGUAAUCAGUACAAUGUUGAGAAAGCUACUGAAGUACCCAGAUAACCAGAGCAAAACCACAAUAGACAGUCAUUACCACAAGCUAACCCCAAUACAAUUAAAUGGUUGUGAGCUAGUCAUACCUAAUGUCUCCGUAGAGCUUGUAGUCAGAUUAUUAGAUAUUUUCUGUUUACAUUUUUAGCUUUGGUUUAAAAAAAUUGCAGUUUUCCAAAUUUAAAAUCAUAAAUCAUUCAAUCAUUAUAACACAAAUGAGGCCAUUCUAUUCUUUUAAGUGCCUUAGAAGCUCUGAAUAAUUUUGCACCACCCUUAUGGGCAAUGGUUCUUGAUCAUAUCCACUCUGCAUAUACACAGGGGCUGUGAGAAAACCUUGUAUCUUUUGCCUUGAUACCAUCAUAUAAAUUUGUUAACAAAGAUUUUUUUUGGAUCAGCAUUAAACUUUAUUAAUAAAAUGAAUGGUGAGGAAAAAACA
Molecule: messenger RNA, 1410 nt
Organism: Pristis pectinata (smalltooth sawfish)
Lineage: Eukaryota; Metazoa; Chordata; Chondrichthyes; Rhinopristiformes; Pristidae
Gene: hspb1
Product: heat shock protein, alpha-crystallin-related, 1
Exons: 3
Coding region: 195-842 (215 amino acids)
Biological process (GO): protein refolding; response to heat
Molecular function (GO): protein folding chaperone
Source: RefSeq, a predicted model, not a curated record